Molecule: messenger RNA, 720 nt
Organism: Salvia hispanica
Lineage: Eukaryota; Viridiplantae; Streptophyta; Magnoliopsida; Lamiales; Lamiaceae
Product: acyl carrier protein 1, mitochondrial-like
Biological process (GO): fatty acid biosynthetic process
Cellular component (GO): mitochondrion
Molecular function (GO): acyl binding; acyl carrier activity
Source: RefSeq, a predicted model, not a curated record
UCUAGUUAAGUGCUUCCACUCUCAGUUCCAAAUCCCCCUUCCAACAUCUAUACUGCUCAGCUCUAGCACGAGAAAUCACCGGAAAUUCGCAACAGAAAAUGGCGUCGGCGUUGCGAUCCGCCAUUCUCCGCCACAUUAGGGUCCCCGUAACCCAAUCCUUUGCCCUAAACGGAUCCCGCCUCGCGACCGUCCGAUCGAUGUCGUCCCACGGCGACGAUCACCUCGACAAGCAGGCAGUUAUUGACCGAGUUCUCGACGUCGUCAAGAGCUUCCCCAAAGUCGAUCCAUCCAAGGUGACUCCCGAUGUUCAUUUCCAAAAGGAUUUGGGUCUGGAUAGCUUAGACAAUGUGGAGAUUGUGAUGGCUAUCGAGGAAGAGUUUAAGUUGGAAAUUCCGGACAAGGAAGCUGAUAAGAUCGACUCAUGCCAUCUUGCAAUUGAAUACGUUCAUAACCAUCCUAUGGCUAGCUAAGAUAUGCAAUGUUCCAUAGUUUGGUGUUUUGAUAACUUAAAAGCAUGUAUCCAUCCGUCUUUGCACGGGAAAUAAUUUAGUUGUGCUUGAGAUAAGAUAUCCCUGAGCUGGGGUUGAAUGUUGGUGCCUAGUCUCUUCUUGUAUUGUUUUUCCUAAGCUCAUGUUACCCUCUGCUCUGCUGCAGUGACGAUUAAACAAAAUUAUUGGCACAAAAUUACAUCUGUUGCCAAUUUGGCACAUCCUUAAUUUA